GUUGUCACCAUUUAAAUUUGACAAGGUGUUGAUGUUGAUUAAUAAACAAUUCGAAACAAAAAGUAAAUUGGCUAUUAUAGAAAAAAAUUCUCGUACUUCCAUUUAAUGGUAUAUUAGAUUAUCCGAAUAUGGAAGAAAAAACUGACACUUGGUUUGGAUCAUGGUUGAAGGCUGCAAAAGAUAAGAGCUCUGAAGUUUUUGAAUUUGUCAAAAAGGAUUUAGAGGAGUUUAGCUCUGUGGUAAAAAAUGAAGCAUCAAAUGUUGUGUCUUCUGCAGGAACAGUUGUGGAAAAGACAUUAAAUCUGGAGUCGCCAGUCUCAGCAGUUGGUUCUGUUAAGCGCAGUUUCAGCAUGUUUCUAGGCCAAAUGAAUACUGUCCUAAAUCCCAGUCCUGAUGAUAGUGAUGCUGAACCUAUGCUUGUGGUUGAAAAUUUUGAAACAGUAAAAUUGAAUAAGUAUCAGAAAUUGUUGUAUGAACUGCAAAAAAAUCCAGAAACUUACCUUUGCGAUCCCGAGCCUCAUCUACAGAAACAAUUUGAUUGCUGGUUAGAAAUUAUUGAUGACCAACUAUCAGAUGACAAAAUUGUCAAACAAGUAAACAGUUCGGAAGUUCUUAAGCAGCAAUAUGCAAAGUUAGUGCCAGACAUUAUUGAGCAUCAUGUAUUUUGGAAAAGGUAUCUAUUCAAAAAAGCUUUAUUAGAAGAUGAAAUGGCAAGGCAAGAAAUGUUAGAAAAACGCGAGAUGUUGGAAUAUCACGAAAAGUCACUGAACAAAAAUCACCAAAACUUGACAUGGGAGCAAGAAGAUUUUGCCGAAAAUGUUGAGUUAACAGAGGAACAGCAAAUUCAACUUUUAGAAGAAUAUGAAAACGAAACUAAAGAGAAGAAAAAGUUGAAUACAAAAGACAUUAAGGAUGAGAGAUUUCUUAAGAAAGAAAUUGUGGAUAAAGUAAAAAAAAGUGAGGAAAACAAGUCAGAAAAGUUAAAUGACACUGAUUCUACCCUAAGUUUAAAUACACCCAGUAGUAACUCGAGUGUUGACGACGAUUGGGAAAGAGUUAGUGAUGUCGAGAAAUAGAACUGCAACAUUAAGGAUUUUUUACCAUUUUUUUCUUAGUAUAUUAAAGAGUUGUUUUGAAGUAUGGGUUUCCUUUCCUAUCCACGAUUGUAAUUUUAGAUAAUAGGGUUAGGUUGGUUAGUUAGUUAUUUUUUUCUUUUCAAUAAGUUUGAUAAAUGCCAUUUAUUUAGUUUAUUAAGCACUCGCCCCGCUCGUACAAAAUGAAACCCAUGACUAACAAACUUUAUCAACGUGUUGCAUGCUAGGCUUUUAGUAAAACAUUAACUAAGUGACACGUGACCUUUAGAAUUGACAAACGUACCGUUGGGUAUUUUAAAAUAGGAAGUAGAAAAAAAAUAUAUAAUUUACUAAAUUAGUUUCGGUUGCACAAUUGCUUGAAAAAUAAAAAUAAGAUGUCUAACAUUAAUACUGAGCUGCAUGAAACGAUACUACAAAAGCGCCGAAAGGCCACCUAAAAUAAAAUAUUAGUUUUAUUUUAAUAAGGCAAUUUUUCAAGAAAUAAGUAAGAAUUUCUAACUUUAGUUAGAAUUUCUAUUAAAUAAAGUCAGAAUUUCUGAAAAACAAGUCAGAAUUUCUCACUUAUUGAUUGAAAUUAACAUGAUUCCUACAAUUGCCGCUGGUUUCGGAGAUAGUGCGCGUUGAGUUGUUUGUUUGUUUUGGAUUUUCUCAUUAAUCGCCAAAGUA
Messenger RNA from Cylas formicarius (sweet potato weevil), 1760 nucleotides. RefSeq names its product BSD domain-containing protein 1-like. The coding region runs from base 129 to 1076 and encodes 315 amino acids. The record is from RefSeq and is a predicted model, not a curated record. The transcript is spliced from 8 exons. NCBI's taxonomy places the organism in Eukaryota, Metazoa, Arthropoda, Insecta, Coleoptera, Brentidae. Gene Ontology annotation, cellular component: cytoplasm.